GGGAGCACCGCGGUCGCCACACUACAGUAGAGGAGUUCUUUUGAGGGGAACCGAACAGUCGACUCCUGUCAGGACCUUGAGGACGUGAAAUAACUUGAGCAGAAGAAUAACAACACAUCAAUAACCAUGCUGCUUCGUAAGGUGAGCCAGACCUCCGCCCUGUGCGGCUCCAUUCUCCGGAUCCCCCCCGGGCUGUCUGGAGGUCAUCGUCAGGCCAGGGCUGUGGCAGCUGUGCAAGGCUCCCGUCUCUACGCCAGCCAAGCUGCAGAGGCGGUGAUUGAGAAGACGGCAACAGUCGGAAGUGAUGCUGCCACUAAAGUUGAAAAGAAGACAGUUUCUCAUGAAUCCAAAUCAUUUGCUGUCAGCAUUUUCAAGGGGCAGAUCGCCACUGCCCAAGUGUUUCCCUACCCCUCAGCUCUCAAUGAGGAGCAGGAGCAGUUCCUCAGAGAGCUUGUGGGGCCCGUUUCCAAAUUUUUUGAGGAGGUGAAUGAUCCUGCCAAGAACGAUGCCUUGGAGAAGGUGGAGGAUCACACCAUGGAGGGCCUGAAGGAGAUGGGCGCCUUUGGCCUGCAGGUGCCAGCUGAGCUGAAUGGCCUCGGCCUCUCAAACACACAGUAUGGCCGGUUGGUUGAGAUCGUUGGCAGUCAUGACCUGGGUGUUGGCAUCACUCUAGGUGCCCACCAGUCUAUUGGCUUCAAGGGCAUUCUUCUUUUUGGGAAUCCAGCCCAGAAGGAGAAAUAUCUGCCUAAACUCGCCACAGGCGAGAAUAUAGCAGCCUUCUGUCUGACUGAACCAGCCAGUGGCUCUGACGCAGCGUCUAUCAAGACCACCGCUAUUCUGUCCCCCUGCGGACAAUAUUUCACCCUCAGUGGAAGCAAGAUCUGGAUCAGCAAUGGAGGCCUGGCUGAGAUCUUCACAGUGUUCGCAAAGACACCCAUGAAGGAUCCAAAAACUGGCGAGAUGAAGGACAAGAUCUCAGCCUUCAUCGUGGAGAGGAGCUUUGGAGGAGUGACACAUGGCCCCCCAGAGAAGAAGAUGGGCAUCAAGGCUUCCAACACGGCUGAGGUCUACUUCGAUAAUGUACGCGUGCCAGCUGACUGUUUGCUCGGUGAGGUCGGUGGCGGUUUCAAGGUCGCCAUGAACAUCCUGAACAACGGCCGCUUCGGCAUGGCCGCUGCCCUCUCCGGCACUAUGAAGGGUGUCAUCACCAAAGCUGUGGAUCACGCAGCCAACAGAACCCAGUUUGGGAGCAAGAUCCACAACUAUGGAGCCAUCCAGGAGAAAAUGGCACGCAUGGCGAUGCUGCAAUACGUGACUGAGUCGAUGGCCUACAUGAUCAGUGGCAAUAUGGACAGUGGAGCGUCUGAGUUCCAGAUUGAAGCUGCCAUCAGCAAGAUCUUUGCUUCUGAAGCAGCUUGGACUGUGACUGACGAGUGUAUUCAGGUUAUGGGCGGCAUGGGCUUCAUGAAGGAUUCUGGAGUGGAGCGAGUAAUGAGAGACCUGAGAAUUUUCCGGAUCUUUGAGGGAACCAAUGACAUCCUGAGGCUAUUUGUCGCCCUCAAUGGAUUCCAGAAUGCUGGGAACCAGCUGAAGAGUUUACAGAAGGCCCUGAAGAACCCGCUUGGCAAUGCUGGGUUUCUCGCAGGGGAAAUCUCCAAGAGAGCCAAAAGGAAGGCAGGUUUGGGCACAGGUUUGACUCUGCAGGGAACUGUGCACCCUGAGCUGACACAGAGUGGUGAACUGACAGUUAAAGCAAUUGAACAGUUCGGAGCCGUCAUUGAAGAGCUGCUUAUCAAACAUGGCAAGAAGAUCAUUGAUGAACAGUUUGUCCUGAAGAGAGUCGCCGACUGCGCCAUUGACCUUUACGCCAUGGUGGUGGUCCUGUCCAGGGCUUCACGCUCUCUGAGUCAGGGUCAAGCCUCAGCUCAGCACGAGAAGAUGCUGUGUGAGACCUGGUGUGUGGAGGCCCAUGAGAGGGUCAUGCGCGACAUCAAGACCCUGCAAUCCAGUGAGUCCAGACGACUCUUCAAGAACCUGCGGUCCAUCUCCGCUGCCAUGGUGGAGAACGGAGGAGUGGUGGCUCCUCACCCUCUGGGUUUCUAAACGCACAAUGCUCUGUUUAUUUUUUUACCCCUCAAAUCUCAGCAGGUACUUUGUCAGAUGUGCCAGAUUCUCUCACACUUGAUCAAAUUUAUAUUCAUCAUUGCUCCACUCAUCAUAUCUGUAUUUAUUUCAGGCUUUUAUCCAAAGCGCCUUUGGCCGAUUUACCUCUCAUUCUCACACACACCCACUCAUGUACAUAAGGCAAGAGCAUUUAGUCUUGCUCAAGGGUACUGACAUGUGGACUGCAAAGGUGGGGGUCAAACCUCAUGAUCCCAUCUGUACGAUUAAGCAUUAAUGAAGAUGCAUCUGCAACCUCAUAAUUUUUAUACAAGAGUCAUUGUUUUUGAACUUGAGUUUGGUUCAGCACACUGUAGCUGCUUUCAGACACUCACUGUGGGCUGGACAAUUAUCUGACGUUUCCCAGGGGGUUAUGUACAUGAGAAUGAGAAUGUUAAUGAGAAUUCAAAUGUCUCACUCAGUACGAAUAUUUUCUGGAACUUUUCGUGGCAGGCCCUUUGGAAAAUGUCCGGAAAAUAUCUUAACCAUGUGAGAAUGCAGCAGGAACAUUUCUUCAAAAGUCACAACGAGCAUCACGUUGAUGAUGUUUCGUGCAAAGGACGCAAAAUUGUAAGAAUACAAAUAUCUCAGGAUGAAAAAAGAGCUGUCAUGCACGUAAAAGAUGCUGACGAGGAUGUCAACCUGGAAAGACCACGAGAGCUUUUGGCGAUAAGGGCCAUAACAGAUGUCGAUGUGCUGUAAACAAAAACACUGCGCUUUUCUCAGCGGAAUUUACACAUCAUGUCCAGCCUCCUUCGUGCUCUUCCCAGGCACCACGCCUCGCCUGAACGUUCCUCAAGUUCUCUUGUUGCUGUGAACGUGUCUGACUCAGACAAUUUCCUGCUGCGUUCUUCAUAUGUGAAAGAUAUGUCUGUGUUAUCUGGAUCGUCAUCAGGUUGGAGCCCUAUCUUAACACCUGGUGCAAAGCGGUGCUCAGAGCGACUCAAAUUUCUUUGCUCGUUUCAGACCGACCAGUUGGUCAUUUAGUUUCCCCGUCCAGCUGCCAUGUUGUUUAAAUGGCAAAAACAACCAGUGUAUUGAGGCAGUGAUAUGCAAAGGUGCAAUUAACCAACAAAACCUUGUCUGAAGUCAGUGAUGCUGUACUUUUGUGUUACUGUAAUCUUAAGGACACAUGAUAGAAACAGAUAGAAUCAUGAUGGAGUAAAUUCACCGCAUAGCAGAAGCUGACUGUCAGAUUGCAUUUAAUCUGGUGAAAAAUGAAAUCAUGGUGUUAUGUUUGUUUGAUUACUAAACAACAAUGCAACUUUGAGAUUAGAAAGCUUUGAACUAAUCUGUUUUAAUUUAUACUCAACGGGGCUUUAAGGAUCAAACUUUGCCUUUUGACUUUGUACACUUGUUUGCAUUGUGUUGCAUUGUACAUACAGUAUAACAGAGUGGCGUUCAUGUACUUUAAUGGUCUUCUGCACGUGUAAGAAGCCUUUGCCUUUUGCUCCACAGAUGCUGUUUGAGGUUCCUGUUAUGACUUGAGGUUAGACACAUUCUUUACUUCCGUCACACAGUGUUUCAGAAGUACAAGUUUACUGUCUCUGCUGAAGGUGACCGGUAUCAUUAACUGUAAAUAGAUAUCUGUUGCAGCUCGAACUGUAUCUGUACAGGAUCCACAAAAGAUCUGCUCAGUGUUUGUAUUGUGACAAAGCUGCUGUUUGAUAUGAACACAUGCACCAGAUGAUUGAUGAGAGGGGUGGUGAUGUUUGUGCAGAUCUGCUUUGAGCUUUGUGACAUAACGACAUACUUCUAUUGGGAUUAAUAAAUAAAAUGGCCAUUAACCUGA
Molecule: messenger RNA, 3952 nt
Organism: Paralichthys olivaceus (Japanese flounder)
Lineage: Eukaryota; Metazoa; Chordata; Actinopteri; Pleuronectiformes; Paralichthyidae
Gene: acadvl
Product: acyl-CoA dehydrogenase very long chain
Molecular function (GO): fatty-acyl-CoA binding; very-long-chain fatty acyl-CoA dehydrogenase activity; flavin adenine dinucleotide binding
Source: RefSeq, a predicted model, not a curated record